AUGGAGACAGCACAGGACCACGCGAAGAAGCGGAAGCGAAAGCACAAAAGCUCGGAAGGGAAGAGCGCAAAGCCGCACCAGCAAGAGCCAGAGGCGGUAGAAGCAGAAUCACAAACGCCUACCAAGAAGCAAAAAGUCGACCAGCACGACGACGAUGGCGAGCAGCUUGACGGCGAACACAUUGAGAAUGGCGUUGAGACCCAAAAGGAUGUACCUGCCCUGCCAUCCGCGGAUACAAUGGCUCUUCCUACACAGGAGGCCGUGUCGAAUAAAUUCAGCGACCUUUCGCUGUCAGAGCCAACGGUCAAGGCGAUUGCCGGCAUGGGCUUUACGACCAUGACCGAGAUACAGCAGCGAGGCAUUCCGCCUUCGUUGGCGGGCAGGGAUAUACUGGGCGCAGCGAAGACGGGGUCGGGAAAGACGUUGGCGUUUUUGAUACCUGCCGUGGAGAUAUUGCGGUCGUUGAAGUUUAAGCCUAGAAAUGGGACUGGUGCGCUUAUUAUUACGCCGACGCGAGAGCUGGCGCUACAGAUCUUUGGCGUUGCGAGGGAGCUGAUGGAGCACCAUUCGCAGACGUAUGGGGUGGUGAUUGGCGGUGCGAACAGGCGUGCUGAGGCGGAGAAGCUGAAUAAGGGCGUUAAUGUGCUGAUUGGGACUCCCGGGCGGCUGCUGGACCAUCUGCGGUCGACGGAGGGGUUUGUCUUUAAGAACCUGAAGACUCUUGUCAUUGACGAGGCGGACCGAAUUCUCGAAGUCGGAUUCGAAGACGAGCUACGACAGAUCAUAUCCAUUCUGCCCAAGGAGGACAGACAGACGAUGCUGUUCUCCGCAACGCAGACGACCAAAGUGGAGGACCUCGCACGCAUAUCCCUGAAGCCCGGCCCGCUGUACAUCAACGUCGACCACAAGAAGGAGCACAGCACGGUCGACGGGGUGGAGCAGGGAUUUAUAAUCUGCGAAGCCCACAAGCGGUUCCUGCUGCUGUUCUCGUUCCUGAAGAAAAACGCGAAAAAGAAGAUUAUAGUCUUCUUCUCCAGCUGCAACUCCGUCAAGUACUACUCUGAGCUGCUGAACUAUAUCGAUUUGCCGGUGCUCAGUCUGCACGGGAAGCUGAAGCAGCAGAAGCGAACGAAUACGUUUUUUGAGUUCUGCAACUCGGCUCAGGGCACGCUUAUCUGUACCGACGUUGCUGCCAGAGGUCUAGAUAUUCCGGCAGUGGACUACAUUGUGCAACUUGAUCCGCCUGACGACCCAUCGGAGGUAGGCUUCAUCAACCAUCUGAGAGAGGCACGGGUGCCUGUGGUAGAGUUUGAGUUUCCUACCAAGCACAUUAUCAACAUCCAGUCGCAGCUGGAGAAGCUGAUCAGCCAGAACUACUACCUCAACCAGUCUGCGAAAGAAGGGUACAGGUCAUAUCUGCAUGCAUAUGCAUCGCACUCUCUGCGGUCUGUGUUUGACGUGAACAAGCUGGACCUGGUCAAGGUGGCCAAGAGCUAUGGCUUUACUACGCCGCCGCGGGUGGACAUUACGCUGGGAGCGAGCAUGAGCCGGGACAAGAAGGUGCAGGCACGACGGACGUAUGGCAGCCAGCCGAAGGGCGCGAGAUUUAAGCGGAAGCAUGACGAUUAA
Messenger RNA from Trichophyton benhamiae CBS 112371, 1629 nucleotides. RefSeq lists its product as uncharacterized. The transcript is spliced from 5 exons. Bases 1 to 1629 code for a protein of 542 amino acids. Gene Ontology annotation, biological process: maturation of LSU-rRNA from tricistronic rRNA transcript (SSU-rRNA, 5.8S rRNA, LSU-rRNA). Gene Ontology annotation, cellular component: nucleolus. Gene Ontology annotation, molecular function: nucleic acid binding; RNA helicase activity; ATP binding. NCBI's taxonomy places the organism in Eukaryota, Fungi, Ascomycota, Eurotiomycetes, Onygenales, Arthrodermataceae. The record is from RefSeq and is a predicted model, not a curated record.